Pyrenophora tritici-repentis Pt-1C-BFP is the source of this 1773-nucleotide messenger RNA. The record is from RefSeq and is a predicted model, not a curated record. Lineage: Eukaryota; Fungi; Ascomycota; Dothideomycetes; Pleosporales; Pleosporaceae.
AUGUUGAUACACUUUUUGACCCCGUUAUUCGCUGCUUUCGCCAGCGCAAAGUGCUUCGAGCCCAAUGUCGCGCAUCCUCCACCUACAUACGAUGCCUACGAUCCUCUCCUCCAAGAGGCGUUCGAGUCGAUGGACACAGCGCUUACAGUAGCCAUCGCAGCACCAGAGUAUGCCCCAACUUCUUUCUCUGUAGAAAUUACCUCUUCGAAAGAAAUUCUGUGGUCGCUGCACCAUACAGCCCGCAAGCGCAAUGCUUCGAGGCCCGAUAUUCCGCUGGUCAAUGGUGAUGCACUCUACCGUAUCGCUAGCAUAACGAAGACGUUUACUGUUCUCGGCAUGUUGUAUCAACACGAGGCUGGUAAUUUGAGCUUAGACGAUACGGUCAAUACGUAUCUGAAAGAGUUGGGAGAUAAGUCAAAUGGCGGUAUACCGUGGAAAGAUAUCACACUGCGUAGCCUGACUAGUCAACUGAGCGGCAUCCCACGCGAGUGGGCGCAGAGCGACAUCAUCAAUGAUGAUUUCGAUCCCACCGAGGUGGGUCUGCCGCCUGAUGUAUCCAGAGAAGGCCUGCCAGCAUGCGAUGAGUACUCGCCGAAUUACGAAACGCCUUGUACAGCCAAAGGUGCGCUCUUCAAUGCCAAAAAAGGCUUUUUACUGACAAAGCUCUACGUAGAUUUAUUCAGAAGACUCAAGCAAUUUCGCCCACUAUUCGCACCUAACCAAGCGUCCACCUACUCCAACAUCGCCUAUGAAAUCCUCGGCCUCGUCAUAUCGCGUGUGAGGAACCAAACCUAUGAAUCCUACAUUGACGAAGCCAUCUUCAAACCCCUGAACAUGUCCACCAGCACCUUCUCACUACCACCCGACUCCGUCGGCGUCAUUCCAUCCGGCGACCAAUUCUGGGAUGUCGAUGAAGGCGUUCAAAACCCCACGGGUGGAAUCUAUAGCUCCUCGCAGGACCUGUCCAAGUAUCUUCGCUAUGUUUUGACGCAUUUCAACGCUCUUACGCCUGCUGUAAAUUGGAUACAUCCCGUCUCACCUUCUCGGGGGUUGAACUCGUUUUACGGUAUGCCGUGGGAGAUCUUCCAAACGGAUCGUAUACUUAAAGACUCGAAACGCACGGUACGCUUUAUUACUAAAGGCGGCGGACUGCCAGGUUACACAUCUGUUAUCAUGACAGUGCCAGAAUACGACUUGGGCAUCACUAUUCUUGUUGCUGGUCCCAGUGGAAUCUUUUCCACGAUUCGGGACGUCGUUACCGUUACCAUGGUACAGGCUGCUGAGAAACUUGCCAUCCGCCAGCUGAACGAGCGUUACGCUGGGACAUAUCGCGCUAGAGAUUCUAAGCUCAAUUCUACAGUUACGCUCAAAGCGGACAGUCGCGGUUUAGUAAUCGCAAGCUGGGUAUCGAAUGGAACAGAUAUGUACGAGGCUCCUCUUGUCAAAGCCACGAUGCCGCCACAUUUCUUUUUUCAUAUGAGUCCCACUCUUCAGUACCGCAACGAGGAGAAAUCGGAAGGAGAGGAGUGGCGCGCUAUGAUUGUUGAGGAGCGCGAUGUGGGUGUGGGAGCUGUUUGGGAUGACUUUUGCAUGGAGAAUUACGAAACGACGAGUUAUGCGGGUAUACCGUUCAAUGAAGCGGUCUUCUGGAAUGAACGGGAAGAUGGAUCGUUCGGGGCGUUGGAGUUGUCUGCUUUCAGAGUCAACUUGACGAGAGUGGAAGAUGAUCGAGACGAGCUAGAGUACGACGAACAGGAUAUGAUGGAGCUCUGA